UUGAAAAACUUUUGUAUUUAACUAAUAUAGGUCAGAUACAUUCGUUUUCUAAUGAACCAAAAAUGAUUUUUUUGCAUAUUGAAAAUAACCAAGAACAUGUCAUACAGGCUGUCAUGAAAUAAGAUUGUUUCUUUUCUGGUUUGGUUUUUUGUUUUAAAUCUUUGAUUCCUCCCAAUUUUGGAGCUAUUAUAAAUAAAUUUAUAAUAUUGAAAUACAUUUUAACCGGUAACCGGUAACAGCCAGUUGAAAGAGUGGAAAGCAAGGCCAGUCGUUCUCCAUAUAAUAACAACCGAAGGAAGCGAAAAACAAGCAAAAGCGGAAAAUAGAAAACCACUUUCACUUCAGUUUCAGUCACUGAGAGAGAAAGAAAAGCGAUUCUUUCAUAAGUCAUUAAACACAAUUCUUCAAUAUGCCGAUCAGAAACAUAGCCGUUGGAACUCCACAAGAGGCAACUCAUCCAGACACUUUGAAAGCUGGUUUGGCUGAGUUGAUCUCAACCUUCAUUUUCGUCUUCGCCGGUUCCGGUUCCGGUAUCGCUUACAACAAGCUUACCGAUAACGGUGCCGCCACUCCUGCCGGUCUUAUUUCUGCUUCCAUUGCCCAUGCAUUCGCUCUCUUUGUUGCUGUCUCCGUUGGUGCUAACAUCUCCGGUGGACAUGUCAACCCCGCCGUUACUUUCGGCGCCUUCGUCGGUGGCAACAUCACUCUCUUCCGUGGUAUCGUUUACAUCAUCGCUCAACUUAUCGGAUCCGUCCUCGCUUCCCUUCUCCUCGUUUUUGUCACCGCAUCGCCUGUUCCAGCAUUCGCUCUAUCAGAAGGAGUUGGAAUUGGACCCGGUUUGGUGUUGGAGAUUGUGAUGACCUUUGGAUUGGUGUACACUGUGUACGCAACAGCCGUUGACCCAAAGAAGGGUAAUAUUGGAAUUAUUGCACCUAUUGCUAUUGGUUUCAUCGUUGGUGCUAACAUUUUGGUUGGUGGAGCUUUCUCCGGAGCAUCCAUGAACCCAGCUGUGUCAUUUGGGCCAGCUGUUGUGAGCUGGAGCUGGGCCAACCACUGGAUCUACUGGGCCGGCCCACUUAUCGGUGGUGGGCUUGCUGGAGUUAUCUAUGAAGUUCUUUUCAUUAGCCACAACACCCAUGAGCAGCUUCCAACCACUGACUACUAGAUGGGAAAUGAAAUGAAAUUUGAAAUUGUGUAUUAUUGAAUUUCUCUUUAAUUUCUUUUUCUGUGUAUGUUUUUCUUGUUUGUGUCCUUUUUUUUUUCUUCUCAUUAUUGAGGGUUGUUAAUUUCAUUUUGUGUUGAAAAAAUGGUGGCCGUUGAUCUUUAGUUGUACGGUUGGUGAUCAUGAAAAUGGUUAAUUUAUUUUGUACAUGCUUGGGUCCACCAAUGAAUCAAUGUUAUAAAUUUCGGGUCUGGUUGGUUGUAUGAUUCAA
This is a messenger RNA of Trifolium pratense (red clover), 1433 nucleotides long. Its product is annotated as probable aquaporin TIP-type. The coding region runs from base 410 to 1165 and encodes 251 amino acids. Gene Ontology annotation, cellular component: plant-type vacuole membrane. The transcript has 2 exons. The record is from RefSeq and is a predicted model, not a curated record. Lineage: Eukaryota; Viridiplantae; Streptophyta; Magnoliopsida; Fabales; Fabaceae. Gene Ontology annotation, molecular function: water channel activity. Gene Ontology annotation, biological process: transmembrane transport; water transport.